Messenger RNA from Scheffersomyces coipomensis, 1542 nucleotides. It is a transcript of the gene PHR3, whose product is annotated as 1,3-beta-glucanosyltransferase. NCBI's taxonomy places the organism in Eukaryota, Fungi, Ascomycota, Pichiomycetes, Serinales, Debaryomycetaceae. Gene Ontology annotation, cellular component: plasma membrane. The record is from RefSeq and is a predicted model, not a curated record. Gene Ontology annotation, biological process: fungal-type cell wall (1->3)-beta-D-glucan biosynthetic process; fungal-type cell wall organization. Bases 1 to 1542 code for a protein of 513 amino acids. Gene Ontology annotation, molecular function: 1,3-beta-glucanosyltransferase activity. The transcript has 4 exons.
AUGAAGAAACAGUUUUCAUCCAUUGGAUUAAGUUUCCUUUUCUUAGGGCUAGUUAACGCCUACAUUCAUCCUAUAACUAUUCAUGGUCAUUAUUUUGUUGAUAGCGUUACUAAAGAACCAUUCUUUAUCAAGGGAGUGGAUUACCAACCAGGUGGUUCUUCAGGUGUAUCUGGUGCAAAGGAUCCCUUAAGUGAUCCUCAAGAAUGUGCUAGAGAUAUCUUACUUUUUCAAGAGUUAGGAAUCAACACUAUUCGUAUUUAUUCAAUCAAUUCUGAACUUAAUCAUGAUGUUUGUAUGUCUCUUUUGGCAGCAGCAGGAAUUUAUUUAGUUUUAGAUGUUAAUUCUCCUUUACCAAAUCAUCAUUUACAUAGAUAUGAACCUUGGAAUUCAUAUAAUGUGGAUUAUUUGGAAAAUAUAUUUAAAGUAGUUGAACAAUUUGCCUACUAUAAUAAUACUUUAGGUUUCUUUGCUGGGAAUGAAAUUGUUAAUGAUUAUCAAUCUGCUAAAAAUUCACCUGUCUAUGUCAAAUCUAUCAUUAGAGAUUUGAAAAUGUAUAUUGAAUAUAAUUCUCCAAGACCAAUACCAGUUGGUUAUUCUGCUGCUGAUGAUUUAAAAUAUAGAAUUCCUUUAGCUGAAUAUCUUGAAUGUGUUGAUUCAAAUCCAGCAGAAUCAGUUGAUUUUUAUGGUAUAAAUUCUUAUCAAUGGUGUGGUGAACAAACUUUUUAUACUAGUGGAUAUAAUUUACUUGUGGAAGAUUAUAGUCGUUAUAAUAGACCAAUUUUCUUUUCAGAAUAUGGUUGUAAUGAAGUUUCACCUCGAAUUUUUGAUGAAGUAACAUCUCUUUAUUCAACUGAUAUGAUUGAUGUUUUUAGUGGAGGUUUAGUUUAUGAAUUUAGUCAAGAACCAAAUAAUUAUGGUUUAGUUGAACUUUUACCAAAUGGUGAUGUUAAAUUAUUAAAAGAUUUUAAUCUGUUAAAAAGUCAAUAUGAAUUAUUACCUGAAAUAAAUUAUAAUUAUGUUGCAAAUUCAAUGAGAAGAAAUGCAAAAGAAAUUCAAGCCAGAUUAAAAAAACAAAAAUAUGCUUUACCUCAAUGUGAUAAUUCUUAUGAUAAUCUUGAUAUUUCAAAGGGACUUCCUAAAACCAUUGCUGAAGAUAUGAUUGAAAUUGGAGUUGAAGUUGCCAGAGGAAAAUAUGUUGAAUUAGAUUCUAAUAUGUUAACUCCUCAAUAUAAUAUAUUUGAACCAAAUGGUGCUCCUCAUAUUGGAGAAAAAUCAAUUGUUCCUAUAGUUGAUAUAAUGUCAGGAUCUGAUAUUAUAAGAAAACAUCAUAUUAAAGGAUUCCAUAACUGUACGUAUAAUGAUCUUGAAGAAAUAGAAGAUAAAUUAAACAAGUUUGAUUCAAUUUUCAAUAUUGAUAAUGAAGAUAAUGAAGAAGAAUCUAAUUCUGAUUCUGAUUCAGAUGAAUUCAAACCAGAAAAUUCAAUAAUGUUUCAAUCAGUAUCAAAUUUUUUUCAUCAAAUUUAUAAUAGUCUUGGAUUUUAA